This is a messenger RNA of Drosophila montana, 2785 nucleotides long. RefSeq names its product ETHR (gene ETHR). NCBI's taxonomy places the organism in Eukaryota, Metazoa, Arthropoda, Insecta, Diptera, Drosophilidae. Gene Ontology annotation, cellular component: plasma membrane. The record is from RefSeq and is a predicted model, not a curated record. The coding region runs from base 373 to 1704 and encodes 443 amino acids. Gene Ontology annotation, biological process: G protein-coupled receptor signaling pathway. The transcript is spliced from 4 exons. Gene Ontology annotation, molecular function: thyrotropin-releasing hormone receptor activity.
ACGACGACAUUGUUGAGCGGCUGCCUCGGCGUCGCUGUCGCCUCGCAAGCUGUGGCCAGGCGCGGGCAGCAGCCGCGGCUGACACUGAACAGCAUCAAGGCGAGCCUACUGCUCCUCCUCCUCCUCCUCCUGCUGCUGCUCCCAACAACAACAACAACAACAGCGACACCUCAAGAUGCUGCUGCUGCAACAGGGUCGACGACGCAGCACGCUGAGCUAUCCCGUGGCGCUGCUCGUGGCGACCAUGGCGCAUACAACGCAACUAAUAGUAUUCCAGCCUACAACAACAACAGCAACAACAACAGCAACAACAGAAGCAACAACAACAACUCCAACUCCACCGAUCCGGUCGCCGAUGGGGAUGCUGAGCAGAUGCUGCCACAGAUUCCGUCGUAUAUACGCACAACCGCCAUGUUCUUCUGCAUAAUCAUCAUGCUGCUGGGCGUCAUCGGCAAUGUGAUGGUGCCCAUCGUAAUAGUGAAGACAAAAGAUAUGCGCAAUUCCACAAACAUAUUUCUAACCAAUCUGAGCAUUGCCGAUUUGCUGGUGCUGCUCGUCUGCACGCCCACGGUUCUCGUCGAGGUGAACACACGACCCGAGACUUGGGUGCUGGGCCACGAGAUGUGCAAGGCGGUGCCAUUUGUGGAGCUGACGGUGGCCCAUGCCAGCGUAUUGACCAUCUUGGCCAUCUCCUUCGAGCGAUACUAUGCCAUCUGUGAGCCCCUGAAAGCCGGCUACGUGUGCACCAAGGCGCGCGCCAUUCUCAUCUGUGUCCUGGCCUGGGGCAUUGCCGCGCUCUUUACGAGCCCCAUACUUUGGGUGGCUGAGUACAAGCUGGUUGAGUAUAUCGAUGGAUCCUCGGUGCCAGUUUGCCUGACCCAAGCGAUUGGCGUCUCCACGGUUGGUUUCUUUCUGAUGACCAUAUCCGUGUUCUUCGUGCUGCCGUUCCUAAUGCUGGUCGUGCUGUAUGGCAUCAUUGCCCGGAACCUGGUCUCCAGUCAGAGCGCCAUGCUGCGCGCCCGUCCCACCAAGCCGGAGCUGAGUCUAAAGGCGCGCAAGCAGGUGGUCCUCAUGCUGGGCGCCGUUGUGCUCUCGUUUUUUGUCUGCCUGCUGCCCUUUCGGGUGCUCACGCUGUGGAUCAUCCUGAGCACGGAGCAGACGCUGCACGACAUGGGCCUGGUGCGCUAUUAUAGUCUGCUCUACUUUUGCCGCAUCAUGCUCUACCUCAACUCGGCCAUGAAUCCCAUACUCUACAAUCUGAUGUCCACCAAGUUUCGCAAGGGUUUCGCUCGCCUCUGCCACGACGUCGCCCGUCUCCUAUUGAAGCUGCUCACCCUGGGACGCCGCCGUGCCAAUGCGGGUGACUCACGCGGACGCAGCGGCACCCUUUCGACGGGCACGGGCACCCAGACGAACUCCUCGAAUGCGACAGCGGCCACCAGCUCGAGCAUUCUGUCGCGCGGCUCGAAUCGACGCGGCAGCGAGGAAAUCAGCCGCACACGCCUCAAAAUCGAACUGCAAUUGCCGUGCGGCAGCGAUCUGGAAGCGAUGGCCAUGCUCCAGAACUCCACGUUGCGCAGCAAGCGGCGGCAGAGCGACAGCCGGCUGCUCGGCGAGAAGAAACCGCGACGGCCCAAGCCGCAAAUAAGUUUCGAUGAGGCAGCCGUGGAACGAGUCCCAGAGGAAACUUUAAGCCCGGCAUGAAGAGGAGGCAAAUCCUGGCAAGGGAGGAGAAGAAGAGACCAAGAGACGAGUAGGAGCUGGAGGAGGAAGUCGCAGAGGAGGAGGAGGAGCUAUGGCAGAAGUAGAAACCGUAGGAGGAAACUGUAAAGCUGGACUAAAGCGGAGGCAAAUGCAAGCCAGAGGAGAAGUAGGGACCAAAAGACGAGUAGUAACCGGAGGCAGAGGAGGAGGAGAAGCUGUGGUAGAAGUAGAAACCGAAGGAGGAAACUGUAAAGCUGGCCUCAAACGGAGGCAAAUCGCAUAAUGACAGGCAGAGCCGGAGGCAAAUCCAGGCAAAAAACGGAGACAAGUCCAGGCAGAGGAGGAGGAAGGAGGAGCAGGAAGCGGAACGGAAUGAAAAAUCAUGUGUAACCCGUUUACACUUACGCUUCAGUUGAUUCUGGAAUGUCGGCCGGCCGGCCGGCAGAGUCUCAGCUGAUCCUGGCCACGCCCGUAAUCGAUGCCAUUCAGGCGUUGACAAGACCCAAGCUCCUUGGACAUAUCCGCACACAACAAAAAACAAUCAAUUUUUCGGGCUAUUAAACUCGAAUGAAUGUGCCAAAGAUAAAUAACAGCAGCGACAGCCAAAGCAGCAAAAACAACUACAACUAUAAGAGGGGAGCGGGGCGGGGUGCGGGUGCGGGUGCGGGUGGUCCAUUAACUGGCAUGUAAAGCACGGCAAAUGGAAAUGGCUUUAUAUGCGUUUGGUGAGCCCAUCAAGCAGGCGGAUAAACAUGAUUUAGUUGUAUUGAAAUACAUAGUUUCUUCCUCUUCUUCUCUCUGCUGCGCAGUUUCCUUCUGCAGAGUAUGUUUCGUCCAUUUGCCAAAAUGGCGGCCAACAGCAAAAAAAAGUGUUGCCUACUUUGCGGCGGCCGAGUAAAAAUCAAAACCAAACAAAUGCAUAGCUCGCAUGUACACGCACACACACGCACACACAUACACACGCUCACACAUAUUAAUAAAUAUUUAUAUAUAUAUAUAUGCCCACGCACACAUGUAUUUACCUUGUAUAUCUACUUAGAGGCGCCCAAUUUGUAAGUAAAUAAACAUUUUUGUAUUACAA